Phytophthora sojae is the source of this 1749-nucleotide messenger RNA. RefSeq lists its product as hypothetical. The record is from RefSeq and is a predicted model, not a curated record. Lineage: Eukaryota; Oomycota; Peronosporomycetes; Peronosporales; Peronosporaceae. The transcript has a single exon. Gene Ontology annotation, molecular function: protein binding. Bases 1 to 1749 code for a protein of 582 amino acids.
AUGUCAAAGCGCUCAAACUGCAGCAGCGCUCGGACUCCCUCCGCCCCCAAGCGCCCACGAACCAGCCCGCCCCAAGAGCAGCAAGAUGAUCAGCCCCCACCGCGUCCCUAUCCAAGACUCCAAGCCGCGCGUUUUCCGCCUGAAAUUCGCACUCCGCCGCACGUCCUCAAGCAGGUCGACAUUUUCCUCAUGACCGACGACGAAGCUGUCAUGGAGGCGGCCAAGACGGGGGACGUAGCGUGGCUCCGUGGGCUGGUAGAAGAUGUCAACGACGAGAUCGUGACAGACGCCCUCGUGGAGGCCUCUGGUCACGGCCACGCUGAGUGCGUGGAAGUCUUGAUGGACGAGUUCGCACUGGAGGAGGAGCGUUUGCCCUACAUUUGCUGGAAACGCGCACUCAAUGCAAUCGAGGCCGCUGCCACCAAUGGCCACCUCGAGGUGGUGAAGGUGCUGUUGUGUAGGGUUUCCCCUGGGUCGGAUACAUCCAGGAAGGCUGAACUUUACGGCACCGUGCGUCAUGCGUUAUCUCUCGUAGCAGAGGGCGGUCAUCUCGACCUGGUCAAGCUCACGGUGCAGCACGCAAGAAGCAGCAAUGACGACAGGCGUGUUUACGGCUCGAGUGCAUUGGCGCGCGCCAUUUCGGCUGGCGAGAAGGUUGUGGUGGAGUAUUUGCUAGGCGUGGCUGAAUUGUCGUGGGAUCUGGAUAAUGCGCUCGUGGCGGCAGUGGAUGUCGAAGAUAUUCCUCUGGCCGAUAGAAUGUACAAGCUCUACGUCAAGACGCACGAGAAAGAAAAAUUGUUUACUUCGCUGGCGUGUUGCGGAAAGCUCAAAGCUCUGAAGUAUCUGUACCAGACCGGACACCGCGACCCGGAUCUGACCUCGGAGACGUUUGUGGAAGCGUCAGAGCGUACAUAUCGAGGAACGGAUGUCUUAGAUUUUCUGCUCAGUACGGGGCUGGUUUCAUCCGAGGCAUUCGAUAAGGGCUUUCAACGAGCCGUUGCCUUCUCUUUGGACGACGUGAACGUGAUAGCGUAUCUCUUGGACAAGAAGCGAGCGACUCCGGUGUCCAUCAACAAGGCUUUUGUGGCGGCGAGGACGUGUGCUGUGGUCAACUUUCUGCUGGAACACAAAGAUAUCCGAGAAGAGUCGAUCCGUGCCGCGUUUGAGAGGGCAAUGAGGAGCUUAAGCGAGUUUUACCCUAGAGGCAAGGAGGAGUAUGUUCAAAUCAUCAAGCUGCUGUACGCGAAGGACUGCAUCCCGGCUAAGAUCAUCGGCGAGGCGUUUGUGAUCGCAGCCACGAAAGGACACUCGGAGCUUGUGACGUUGCUGCGUUGCAAUGAUCGUAUUUCCGCCCGAAUGGUGAACGAAGCUUUCGUUGCCGCUACCAAACGUGGGACAAGUGAUAUCAUGAUGUCCUUGUAUGGAACCAAUAUAUCCCCCGACACGAUUCUCAUUGCGUUCUCCACUGCCAUCACUCACGAACGUAUUGGUAACGUGAAAGAACUGGCGAAAUUACUUUCAGACGCAAAUCGGGUACCCCAAGAGUUCAAGCACAAGGCUUUCGUGAUCGCAGGCCAGUAUGGAUAUAAUACCGUUCUCCCAACUUUUUGUGAGAGUGACGAUGACUUUAUGCCACUGGCCAUCCUGAAGGAAGCGCUCGCUGUUGCCAAACGUGAUGAAGUCAGAAACGUGAUUCGGAAAGUAAUCUGCGAUCAGCUUUUCGACCCGAAAUGUCCGUGGUCUCGUUAA